CGGCGCGGAUUCGGGCUCCCGGGGGCGCGGGUCGAGGGCGCGGCGGGCAGCCUCGCUCCUCUCGGGCUCAGGGCCGCGGGCGCGCUCUCCGGGGGCUUCCCCUUCCAUCCCGUGCGUCCCGGUUCUGAGUCCCAGGGGCCAGGAUGACCAUCCGACACCAAGGCCAGCAGUACAGGCCGAGGAUGGCGUUUCUGCCGAAGAUCGAGGCCCUUGUGAAGGACAUGCAGGACCCGGACACAGGGGUCAGGGUGCAGAACCAGAAGGUCACGGUCGUCAGCAUCCCUCACGCCAUGACGGGAAGUGACGUCCUCCAGUGGAUCAGCCAGCGCCUGUGGAUCUCUGGACUGGAGGCCCAGAACUUGGGCAACUUCAUUGUCAAGUACGGCUACAUUUAUCCCCUGCAAGACCCCAGGAACCUCACUCUGAAGCCCGACAGCAGCCUCUAUCGAUUCCAGACGCCGUACUUCUGGCCCACCCAGCAGUGGCCGGCUGAAGACGUCGACUACGCCAUCUAUCUGGCCAAGCGAAAUAUCAAGAAGAAAGGGAUUUUAGAGGAAUACGAGAAGGAAAACUACAAUUUCUUGAACAAAAAAAUUAACUACAAGUGGGACUUUGUCAUCAUGCAGGCCAGAGAGCAGUACCGGGCCGGGAAGGAGCGGAACAAGGUGGACAGGUACGCGCUGGACUGCCAGGAGAAGGCGUACUGGCUGGUGCACAGGUGCCCUCCAGGGGUGAACAACGUGCUGGACUACGGCCUGGACCGAGUGACUAACCCAAAUGAAGACCAGAAACAGACCGUGGUUUCUGUCAGGAAAGAGAUCAUGUAUUACCGACAGGCCUUGAUGAGGUCCACGGUGAAGUCGUCCGUGUCUCUUGGAGGGAUCGUUAAGUAUAGUGAGCAGUUUUCAUCCAAUGAUGCCAUCAUGUCAGGCUGCCUCCCCAGCAAUCCGUGGAUAACAGACGACACCCAGUUCUGGGAUUUAAAUGCCAAACUGGUGGACAUCCCAACCAAGAUGCGGGUGGAGCGCUGGGCCUUCAACUUCAGCGAGCUGAUCCGGGACCCCAAGGGUCGGCAGAGCUUCCAGCACUUUCUCAGGAAGGAGUUCAGUGGGGAGAACCUGGGCUUCUGGGAAGCCUGUGAGGACCUGAAGUACGGCGAUCAGUCCAAAGUCAAGGAGAAGGCAGAGGAGAUUUACAAGCUUUUCCUGGCCCCCGGGGCGAGACGGUGGAUAAACAUAGACGGCAAGACCAUGGACAUCACGGUCAAGGGGCUGAAGCACCCCCACCGCUACGUGCUGGACGCGGCGCAGACCCACAUCUACAUGCUCAUGAAGAAGGACUCUUACGCUCGCUACUUAAAAUCCCCAAUCUAUAAGGAGAUGCUGGCCAAAGCAAUUGAACCCCAGGGAACUACGAGGAAAAGCUCGAGUCUCCCGUUCCUGCGGCGGCACCUGCGCUCCAGCCCCAGCCCCGUCAUCCUCCGGCAGCUGGAAGAGGAAGCCAAGGCGCGGGAGGCGGCCACCACGGUGGACAUCACCCAGGUCAUGAGCAAGCUGGACCGCAGGAGCCAACUCAGAAAAGAGCCGCCUCCCAAAUAAAUCCACACUUGCUUCCUCCCGGGGUGGGGGAGGCAGGGCUGGAGGAGGCCUUUCUGUGUUUGUGGGGCGGUGGGCCGCUCGGGUUCACACUGAUUCCUCAGACCCCCGUCCUGGGCUUCCCACUACCCCUCCAGCUCGCCGUGGCCUCAGGUGGGCAAAGGCAGGGGCUUGGGCACCUGACUCCAUAGCUGUGACAUCUGCCUGCUUCCCUCCGGACCACUUGGGGUGAGAGCCAGAGAGAAAAGCCGCCUCCUGAACCGCCACUGGCUUUAGGACGUUCAGAAGGGCCCUCCCCACCCCUCCGCGUAGUUCUUUCAGGCAGGUUUUUUGUUUGUGUCCAGUGGCUUCAGGAAGCUCCUCCUCCAGUCUCUCCAAGUUAGACUUUUUCUCUAAAGCAGUUGGAGACCCGCCCCCCGCCCUCCCCCCAAGGGGCUGCUUCAAGGUUCCUCGUCAAACCAGCCCAGAGCAGCUCUGCUGACACAGUUCUGUUGAGCCUGUUCUCAGGAUGAGUUUUGAAGGCUGGCCGGGUCUCUCCUUCGUUUUUGCCUCCUCUCCCCCUGUUACACGAUGCCAGGGGAAAUUAGUAGCUUGUAGGAAUGAAGGACUCAGGCUGGAGGCCUCAGGAUGGGUCCAGGUAACACGGAGCAUCUUUCUGGACAAAGGAUGAAAGUGCUGAUGUCUUCAUUCGUAGAAGGAGGGAUGGUUGGAGGUCUGUGACAUUUUCAAAGUGAGUCAGAGUCAAAGAUAGUUCUCUUCGGGUUAUUUUCUAGAUGUUGGUGCUUCCUUUCUUUGUAGCUUUAGAUUAGGUGAGCCUGUGGUGGGGCGGUACUCGCUGCUCCCAGUCAGAGACCAGCUUACACUCUGAAAGAGCAACUAGAGGCGCUUUGUUUCUCUCUCCUUUGAAGAAUGCUGGAGUCCUCCUAUGGGGGGGGGGCACCUCAAGGAGAAAUUCCAGGUGAUGAACCUUUUGUAAACUGACCUGAGUGGGGGACAAUACCUCACCAUGUGGAGUCUAAGGCUUUAGAUCUAAUUAGUUCUGCAUCAAUGCAUUAUGUGAAUGGAUGGAUGGAUGAAUUGAUGAGUGGGUGGAUGGAUGGAUGGAUGGAUGGAGGGAUAAGUCGAUGGAUGAGUGGGCAGAGCCUUGGGUUUGGAGAAGGCCUCCUAGGCUUUGGUCCUCAUUCUCCUGUUAGCCAGGUAGUCUUCAGCAAGUCUCUUCACCUCUAUGCUUUGUGAUUUGUGAACUGAGGCGUUGGGGCCAGAUCCAUGCUUCUUAGACCAGACUCAGUGAAUUCCAGGAGGAUACCCAGCCUGGAGCAUCAGUUUUACUUGAAGAUUUGGAAUGGGAGGAAAGAUAGAUAAUUUUUAAAAUUUCACAUUAAAAUAAUCAUGAAUA
Molecule: messenger RNA, 2991 nt
Organism: Bubalus bubalis (water buffalo)
Lineage: Eukaryota; Metazoa; Chordata; Mammalia; Artiodactyla; Bovidae
Gene: RGS9
Product: regulator of G protein signaling 9
Exons: 17
Coding region: 144-1598 (484 amino acids)
Biological process (GO): regulation of G protein-coupled receptor signaling pathway; intracellular signal transduction; G protein-coupled receptor signaling pathway
Source: RefSeq, a predicted model, not a curated record